This is a messenger RNA of Fusarium odoratissimum NRRL 54006, 2983 nucleotides long. RefSeq lists its product as uncharacterized. The transcript is spliced from 2 exons. Bases 158 to 2788 code for a protein of 876 amino acids. The record is from RefSeq and is a predicted model, not a curated record. Lineage: Eukaryota; Fungi; Ascomycota; Sordariomycetes; Hypocreales; Nectriaceae.
CACUCACCUUCUUUUCUUGCUGUUGCUGUGCAUUUGCCCCGUCACUCUUUUGACUUGAUACUCUCUACCAACUGUAUUUCCACUCACUACAGGAGGAUUUUUAUUCUCACUUACAAUCGUUACCCUUACUGCAAUAGCUUAAUAACCUACCUUCACAAUGCCUUCCUCAAAGGUCUUUGCAGCCAUCUUGGCUGCUCUGGCCAUGGCCGACGCCAGCCCUUGUAAGCCCAAGCCUGUCACAACAAGCGGUUCAACUGCCGCUGUCGUCACUACUUCUGGCUCAACCGACAUUCUUUCUUCUACUGCUACUACUGAGACUGCUGCUACCACCACCACUGGAGCUGCUUGCUCUCACUACACUCCCUACACUGACAUCGUCCCCGCUGAUUGCGGCAAGACGGGCGUUGCACCCAGCUGCGCUGACAAGGUCAUUGGAUCUCCUAUCACUGUUACCGACUAUGCUCAGUGUGGUAACACUUGCGGUAUGACUGUUGGCUGCAAGUCUUUCUCCAUCAAGGGCUCUUCUUGUACCUUGUACAAGGCCCCUGUUUCUUCACUUGGAUAUGUGUUUAACGAGGGUUCCGAUGCCAGCCACUUCUAUGAUCUGGAUCUUUGCUUUGGAUGUGGUGAAGGCACAACUACCUCUGGUACUGAGACUAUCACUGGAUCGCAGACUACUGGAACUGAGACUGAGACCUCCGCUACUGGCUCUGCUACCGAAACUACCGGUACUGCUUCAGCUGGAACUACAACUGCUACCGGCUCAGAGACAGAGACUUCUGCCACUGGUUCCGAGACCGGAACAACAACUGCCACAGAAUCUGAGACUGAGACCUCUGGUACAGCCCAUGCUACAGGCACAACCGACACUGAGACCUCAGCCACUGGUUCCCAGACCGAGACUACAACUGCUCCUGGCGCUACCACUGAGACCUCAGCUACCGAGACCCUCACAGCCAACACAGAUACAACAACAGCCGCUGCCACAACCACAACCUCCGCCGGCUGCACAGCCUACACCCCCGUCGCCAACCCUCCCUCCACCAACUGUGCCGUCCGAGGCGCCCCCAGCGGCCUCAGCGCCUUCUUCAACAACCUCGCAGGUCUCGGUAACUCCAACACCGCAGACUGUGCUCGCAGCUGCGGUGUCUACCACGAUACCACUAAGCCCAACGACAAGUGUGUCUCAUUCGCUCUGGACGCGAGCAAUACUUGCUACCUGUACAAGGUUCCCAUUAGCAGCUUGAAUGUUGGUGAGGGUUCGCCCGUCUUGGAGUUUUAUGACUUUGAGGCUUGCUACUCUUGCGAUGAGGGUGGUGCUACUACCACUGCUGCUGGUGCUGAUACUACCACUACCGAGACUGGCUCAGAGACUGGCACUACUACCACUGCUGGUGCUGACACUACCACUACCGAGACUGGCUCAGAGACUGGCACUACUACCACUGAAGCUGGUGCUGGAUCUACAACCACCACUGAGGCCGGUUCUGAUACUACCACUACUGCUGCUGGUGUUGAUACCACUACCACUGAGGCUGGCUCUGACACUACUACCACCACAGCCGCUGGUGUUGAUACCACUGCUACCACCACCACUGAAGCUGCCUCCACCACCACCGACUCCGUCUGCACCGGCUACACCCCCGUCCCCAACCCUCCCUCCGCCAGCUGCGCCGUCAAGGGCAAGUCCUACAAGACCUAUAUCUCCACCGACACUGGUAGCAGCGCCGAUGUGUGUGCUAGCAAGUGUAGCGAGGUCUCUGGCUGCAAGUCCUUCGCUUACAAGGCUUCUUCAUCCACUUGCACUUUCUACACUCAAACUGUGAGUGAGCUUCAGAUUAACAGCUGUGCUUCUGCGGAGGAGUCUGAGUUCUACGAGUUUGAGAUCUGCUAUGCUGGCUGUGGUCAGGCUACCACUACCACUGAGGCUGCUGGAUCUACUACGACAACUGAGGCUGGUGUUGAGACUACUGCUACAACUACUACUGAGGCCGGUGAGGGUUCUACCACCACCACCGAGGCUGCCGUCGCUUCUACAACUACCACCGAGGCUGGUGAGGCUUCAACCACUACCACUGAGGCUGCUUCUACCACUGAGGCUCCUACAACCACCACAACCGAAGCUCAGUCCACUACCGAGGCUCCCACCACAACCACAGCAGCCCCCGUCUGCACCAACUACGUUCCCCUCCCCAACGCCCCCUCAACCUGCGGCAAGCAAGGCAAGGUCUCCUGCCGCUCCACCCAGAAGCUCGGCCAGGCCACAUCCGUCACCGACGUCAACGCCUGCGGCAAGCUCUGCGGCACAACCCUCACCUGCAAGACCUUCUCCUACACCCCCAAGUUCCGUAGCGCCGGCGGUUACUGCCAGCUCUACUCUGCACCCUUGUCACAGCUCAGCUUCACCCCUUGUAACACGGGUGUCAAGUUCUACGAUCUCGAUACGUGCUACACCUGCUCCAACACUCCUACGCCUACACCUCCUGCUACGUGCUCCAAGUACGUCCCUGCGUUUGAGAAGUGCGCCAAGGACACGCACUGCGGAACAAGCGGUGAGAUCUGUCAGGAGGAGAAGAUCAAUGUCGCGGGCGAUGCGUCGUGCCUUGAGAACUGUGCCAAGAGCUGUAUUGACUAUGGAAAGGAUUGCAAGUACUUCAGCUACCAGCCUGCGUUCUACAACAGCGCUGCCAAGUGUAAGCUGUACAAGAGUGGAAAGAUCACCAAGAAGAGCACUUCUUGGGUCAAGUUCUACGAGCAGGAUUGCUUCAAGUGCCAGCAGUCCAAGUAAGCAACGCAUCUGGGGCAUGAUGAAAUGGGAAUUGGAGGGAGGAGUCGGAGAAAAACAUUCUUUUCAUAUUCUACGACUUUGAACGUUAGCAUUUUUAUGUAAUUACUUUUAUCUUUUUUUGUCUAUUUUAGAUGGACAUAUGAUAUAUACACUAUGACUUGGGCAACCAUUUACUUGUCCCUGAUCGAUCUCCUG